Molecule: messenger RNA, 1634 nt
Organism: Austrofundulus limnaeus
Lineage: Eukaryota; Metazoa; Chordata; Actinopteri; Cyprinodontiformes; Rivulidae
Gene: saga
Product: S-antigen; retina and pineal gland (arrestin) a
Exons: 15
Coding region: 1-1197 (398 amino acids)
Biological process (GO): signal transduction; G protein-coupled receptor internalization
Cellular component (GO): photoreceptor inner segment; photoreceptor outer segment
Molecular function (GO): G protein-coupled receptor binding
Source: RefSeq, a predicted model, not a curated record
AUGAGUCCAAAAAAUGUUGUUUUCAAGAAAACCUGCAAAGACAAGUCGGUUGGGGUGUUCAUGGGGAAACGAGACUUUGUGGACCGCGUGGACUCUGUGGAUCCAGUAGAUGGCGUUGUUCUGGUGGACCCUGAGGCUCUGGCUGGGAGAAAAGUGUUCGUCACGCUGUCCUGCACCUUCCGCUACGGCAGGGACGACAUGGACGUGAUGGGGAUCGCCUUCCGCAGGGAGCUGUACCUGGCCACCCGUCAGGUGUACCCGCCUCUGCAGGACCCGGACAAAGGYGUCCACACCAGAGUCCAGGCCAAACUGCUCCGCAAGCUGGGACACAACGCCUAYCCGUUUUUUUUCGAGUUUCCUGACAACCUGCCUUGCUCAGUGGCUCUGCAGCCAGGACCUCAUGAUGUUGGAAAGCAAUGUGCCGUGGAGUUUGAGAUUAAAGCCUUCAGCGCUGAGAGCCAGGACGCCAAAGUGCGCAAGAGGAGCUCAGUGAAGCUGAUGAUCAGGAAGGUCCAGUACGCUCCAGAGACCCAGGGUCCACCUCCCUCCGUAGAGGUCAGCAAAGACUUUGUCAUGUCCGACAAGCCUCUGGUCAUCAAAGCCUCUCUGGACAAAGAGCUUUAUUACCACGGUGAGACCAUCCAGGUCCACGUCAGCAUCGCCAACAGCUCCAACAAGAACAUCAAGAACAUCCUGCUGUCAGUSGACCAGGUGGCCACCGUGGUCCUGUACUCCAACGACAGCUACACCAAGUGUGUGGACAUCGAGGAUUCUGGGGACUCAGUGUCUGCCGGAGCCUCGCUGCAGAAGGUCUACAAGCUGCUGCCRCUGCUGGCCAACAACCGGGAGAGGAGAGGCAUCGCUCUGGACGGCAAACUGAAGCAUGAAGACACCAACCUGGCAUCGAGCAGCAUAAUAAAAGACGGAGUUCUGAAGGAGGUUCUGGGAAUCAUGGUUUCAUAUAAAGUUAUGGUCAAACUCAUCAUCGGAGGGAUGAUGGGGUCCAGUGAGGUCGGUCUGGAGGUUCCCUUCAAACUGAUGCACCCCAAACCGGACAUGGUGAAGGAGAGUGAGCUGGAGGAGGAGCUGGUCUUUCAGGAGUUCAAGCGCUCCUACCUGAAGGGGAUCAUCGGUGACGAUGAUGAUGAGGAAGGAAACGUGUCGGCGGGCGACGACAUGGCGCCCAAAGAGAAGUAGAAGAAGAGGAUCCUGGAUUAAAGGACCGUUCUGCUGUCUAAUCUGUUAGCCCUCAGAGUASGUGUUAGAGGGGACGCUCAGCUACCACCACACCAGSUUUUAACUCAUCAUCUGUAAAACUCAAAGAAGAAAAAUCAUUUGUAUUUGAUGACUGAAUUCCUCUCAUGUUACUGCUCCAAACAGAAGAAAUCUUCUUUUAAAGGAAAACGUCUCUAAAAUAAAUCCUAGGAUUUUAGUUUUAGUCUUUUCAGAACCUUCAGAGGUUCUGUUAGAACCAACUGGACCUGAGGUUGGAGCUCAUGUAGAAACGUUUCUGUAAAAAAGCUGCUUUUCUCUGACAGGAAGGAAACGUUUGUUCUGUUACAAUAAAACCUGUUGGAUUAAUUAAUUCCACAGUUUUUACUUUUAAUAUUUCAAAAUAAAAAAUUGUCUUAAUA